Molecule: messenger RNA, 1834 nt
Organism: Meira miltonrushii
Lineage: Eukaryota; Fungi; Basidiomycota; Exobasidiomycetes; Exobasidiales; Brachybasidiaceae
Product: rab GTPase activator
Exons: 1
Coding region: 378-1751 (457 amino acids)
Biological process (GO): protein transport; vesicle-mediated transport; small GTPase-mediated signal transduction
Cellular component (GO): cytoplasm
Molecular function (GO): Rab GDP-dissociation inhibitor activity
Source: RefSeq, a predicted model, not a curated record
ACUUAUGGAUUCGAUGAACAGCUAUUUAUAGCUUCUUAGUCAACGCAACUCUCACAAGGUCUCAUAAGAAUCUUCCAGAUUAAAUCGGGAUGAUGGCAGGAUGCUGACUAAGCCCCACGCAUACAUUUUCCCCUCCAGCCCGGUUAAGCAUUGAUUUUUCUGUUCGCUGGAUGACAAGUGUUAAUUGUGUUAGUCUCUCAAGCAGAGCGCGUGCGCUGCGUCGUCGUACACUCUACAUGCGCCAAGGCAAAACGAAAGGGUAACUUGGUUGUGGGCCGUGCUCAAAAGUGAAAAUAUCGACCCCUCUUUGAUAAUGAACGUCAAUCUUGCUUCCAUCGCUAUCAUCCAACCUUCGACUUUGAUCGCCUUUCACGAAAAUGGAUGAACACUAUGAUGCAAUCAUUCUCGGAACGGGUUUGACAGAAUGUGUCUUGUCCGCUCUUUUAUCAGUAGACGGAAAAAAGGUUUUACACAUGGACAGAAACCCUUAUUAUGGUGGAUCGGGUGCUUCUUUGAAUUUGACACAAUUAUACGAAAAGUUCCGUCCAGGCAAAGAGCCACCAACCGAUAUCGGUCGUGAUCGUGAUUAUGCAGUUGAUUUGAUUCCUAAAUUCAUGAUGGCAAACGGUGAAUUGACAAAGAUGUUAGUUCAUACGGAUGUUACACGUUAUUUGGAAUUCAAGCAAAUCGCAUCAUCUUAUGUCUUUCGUGAUGGCAGGAUCGCAAAAGUACCUUCAACAGAAAUGGAAGCCGUUCGUAGUUCUUUGAUGGGAUUGUUCGAAAAAAGACGUGCAAAGCAAUUCUUUGAAUUCAUUCAAAAUUGGAAAGAUGAUGAUCCAGCAACACAUCAAGGAUUCGAUUUGGAUACCACACCAAUGACAAAGAUCUACGACUAUUUCAAGCUCGAAGGUGGAACGAGAGAUUUCAUCGGACAUGCGAUGGCACUGUACUUGGAUGAAUCUUACAUGCAAAGACCUGCUCGUGAAACAUACGACCGCAUCAUUCUUUACACCUCUUCUAUGGCCCGAUAUGGAAAGUCACCAUAUAUCUACCCUCUUUACGGUAUGGGUGAAUUGCCCCAAGGAUUUGCACGUCUCAGUGCUAUCUAUGGAGGUACCUACAUGCUGGACAAGCAGAUCGAUGAGAUCGUGCUCGAUGAGGAAACAGGAAAAUUCGUCGGUGUUCGCUCAGGCGAUGAAACUGUGAAGGCCGAUAUGUUGAUCGGAGAUCCAAGCUACUUCCGCGAGAAUGUAGGAGGGCAAGGAGCAAACAAGAAGGAAAAAGUUCGUGAGACAGGUAAAGUUGUUCGUGCGAUCUGCAUCCUCAAACAUCCUAUUCCAAACACAGACAAUACCGAUUCAGUUCAACUAAUCAUUCCUCAAAAUCAAGUCGGACGCAAGCAUGACAUCUACAUUGCAGAGGUUUCCGGUGCUCACAAUGUAUGUGCUCGUGAUGUGUAUAUUGCUCAAGUUUCAACAAUUGUGGAGACUUCUACACCAGAACUUGAAUUGCGUCCCGGUUUGGACCUCUUGGGACCAAUUUACGAUAAAUUUGUUUCCAUCUCUUCUUUGGAGGAACCCGUUGAACAAGGAGAGGCCGAUAACAUCUUUAUCACAAGAAGCUUGGACGCUACCAGUCACGUUGAAACGAUUGUUGAAGACGUUCGUGAUGUUUGGCGUCGUGCAACAAAUGGAAAAGAAUUGGUGUUGAAACAACGUUCGGCCGAUGAAGGUGCUCAAAUCCAGCAAUAAGUUCGAGCUUUCUUCCUUUUUUGUUUUCAAUCUACAGUAAUUUAUUAUCUUAUUUCAUGACAGAUCAAAGCGAGAGAAGUUAG